Messenger RNA from Alligator mississippiensis (American alligator), 6566 nucleotides. It is a transcript of the gene ZRANB1, whose product is annotated as zinc finger RANBP2-type containing 1. The transcript is spliced from 11 exons. Gene Ontology annotation, cellular component: cytoplasm; nucleus. Lineage: Eukaryota; Metazoa; Chordata; Crocodylia; Alligatoridae. The record is from RefSeq and is a predicted model, not a curated record. Gene Ontology annotation, molecular function: cysteine-type deubiquitinase activity; K63-linked polyubiquitin modification-dependent protein binding. Gene Ontology annotation, biological process: cytoskeleton organization; positive regulation of Wnt signaling pathway; protein K29-linked deubiquitination. Bases 329 to 2455 code for a protein of 708 amino acids.
CAGCCGCCGCCAUUAGAGGAGCGGGGAGGCGGCGGGACACGGCCCGACCCCCCGGCGCCGCCGAGUGGGAGCGCCCGCGCCCGAGACAGCGCAGCCCGGCUGGGACGCACCAUGUCCUGAGCGGGGUGGGGACGGGGCGCGGGCGGGCGGGCUGGCGGGCGGACGGCUGCAGGGACGGAUCCGGGCAGCGAGAGAUACUUGUUCACAGUCUCAUCCGUCACAUUUAGCAGUCUGACGAGGACAAGGGCUGAGCCAGAAUGAAGACAGAAUCUCUUCUUCAUUAGAGAAAAGCUUUCUGUCUGACAAAAUUCACUUCAAGAAGUGCACAAUGACAGAACGUGGAAUUAAAUGGGCUUGUGAGUAUUGUACGUAUGAAAAUUGGCCAUCUGCAAUCAAGUGUACCAUGUGUCGUGCUCAGAGACCUAGUGGAACAAUUAUCACAGAAGAUCCAUUCAAGAGUGGUUCAAGUGAUAUUGGCAGAGACUGGGAUCCUACGAGCAUUGAAGGAGGAAGCAGCCCUUUGAUAUGUCCAGAUUCUAGUGCAAGACCAAGGGUUAAAUCGUCGUACAGUAUGGAAAGUGCAAAUAAAUGGUCUUGUCACAUGUGCACGUACUUGAACUGGCCAAGGGCGAUCAGGUGUACUCAGUGCUUAUCUCAGCGCAGGACCAGGAGUCCUACAGAGUCCCCUCAAUCUUCAGGUUCUGGAUCAAGACCAGUCCCCUUAUCUGUUGAUCCUUGUGAGGAAUAUAAUGAUAGAAAUAAACUGAACACGAGGGCACAACAUUGGACUUGUUCUGUUUGUACAUAUGAAAACUGGGCAAAGGCCAGAAAAUGUGUUGUAUGUGAUCAUCCCAGACCUAACAACAUAGAAGCAAUAGAACUUGCAGAGACAGAAGAGGCUUCUUCAAUCAUAAAUGAGCAAGACAGAGCUCGAUGGAGGGGAAGCUGCAGUAGUGGUAACAGCCAAAGAAGAUCUCCUCCUACAACCAAACGUGAAUCUGAGGUAAAAAUGGACUUCCAAAGAAUUGAAUUGGCUGGAGCUGUUGGCAGCAAGGAGGAACUUGAAGUCGACUUCAAAAAAUUAAAACAAAUAAAAAACCGAAUGAAAAAGACUGAUUGGCUGUUUCUAAAUGCUUGUGUGGGAGUUGUAGAAGGUGAUCUAGCCGCUAUCGAAGCGUACAAGUCUUCAGGAGGAGAUAUUGCACGCCAGCUUACUGCAGAUGAAGUACGCUUGCUUAAUCGCCCUUCUGCUUUUGAUGUGGGCUACACGCUUGUACAUCUGGCUAUACGCUUUCAGAGGCAAGAUAUGCUAGCAAUUUUGCUUACUGAGGUAUCGCAGCAUGCAGCAAAGUGCAUUCCAGCAAUGGUGUGUCCAGAGCUGACAGAACAAAUCCGGCGUGAAAUUGCUGCAUCUCUUCAUCAGCGGAAGGGAGAUUUUGCUUGCUAUUUUCUCACUGACCUAGUAACGUUUACAUUGCCUGCAGAUAUUGAAGACUUGCCGCCAACAGUCCAAGAGAAAUUAUUUGAUGAAGUACUUGACAGGGAUGUUCAGAAAGAGCUAGAGGAAGAAUCUCCUAUUAUAAACUGGUCACUGGAAUUGGGUACACGCUUGGAUAGUAGACUAUAUGCACUUUGGAAUCGGACUGCAGGAGACUGCCUCCUUGAUUCAGUACUACAAGCUACGUGGGGCAUUUAUGACAAGGAUUCGGUGCUACGGAAAGCCCUACAUGACAGUUUACAUGACUGUUCACAUUGGUUCUACACCCGUUGGAAAGAGUGGGAGUCAUGGUACUCUCAGAGCUUUGGUUUACAUUUCUCUCUGCGAGAGGAACAGUGGCAGGAAGAUUGGGCAUUCAUACUUUCUCUUGCUAGUCAGCCUGGAGCAAGUUUGGAGCAGACACACAUUUUUGUACUUGCACAUAUUCUUAGAAGACCAAUUAUAGUUUAUGGAGUAAAAUAUUAUAAGAGUUUCCGGGGUGAAACUUUAGGAUAUACGCGUUUUCAAGGUGUAUAUCUGCCUUUGUUAUGGGAACAGAGUUUUUGUUGGAAAAGUCCUAUUGCUCUGGGCUACACAAGGGGCCACUUCUCUGCUCUGGUUGCCAUGGAGAAUGAUGGUUAUGGCAAUCGAGGUGCCGGUGCUAACCUGAACACUGAUGAUGAUGUUACCAUUACCUUUUUACCAUUGGUUGACAGUGAGAGGAAAUUGCUGCACAUUCACUUCCUCUCUGCUCAAGAGAUAGGUAAUGAGGAGCAGCAAGAGAAGCUGCUCAGGGAGUGGCUGGACUGCUGUGUGACGGAGGGAGGAGUUCUUGUUGCUAUGCAGAAAAGCUCUCGACGCCGCAAUCAUCCCCUGGUCACACAAAUGGUAGAGAAGUGGCUCGAUCGCUAUCGACAGAUCCGACCUUGUACAUCCCUUUCUGAUGGUGAGGAAGAUGAAGAUGACGAUGAUGAAUGAGGAAAUCAAAAGAAAAUACCAAUGCAUACUGUCUGAUGACCCCAAAGUUAGCAUUAUGCUCCAGCAGUUUGUUAUGGAAUGACCCAAUUCUAGUGGAACUGUGCUGGAAAGGAUUUUUCUAACCAGUGUGGGGAGAACCUUGGCUGCUGUGUGAAGAGAGCUAAGUUGGUUGGACUGCAGUUUGUUAAAAAGAAAAAACAAGAGAAACAAAAGAAUCCCCUAAUUUUAUUAUCAAGACAGAAAAAAAUUCUUUCCAAUUGUAAAUCUGUCUAUAAAUGUACCGCAUGUGGUUGUGUAAGAAGUUGUGUAAUAGGAAAAGUAUACCAGCAUCUUAAAAUUAUUGAGAGAGAAAUUUUUUGAAUAAGGGCACUUACAAAAGCACAUGUUAGAUGGAUAUUUGUUCCCUCUGAGAUUCUUUUACAGUAGUGCUUGAUAUUCUAAUUCACUUUUUUUCUGACACAUUUCCUUGCCAGGCCCUUUAUGCGAGAUCUCAUUAGUGCCCAGGUCAGGUUGUGAGGAUUUUUGUUUGCACAAACUAUCCGCAGCAAGUUGGACAUAAAGACCAGUCCAUUAUUUUAUUAAUAUUUUUAGUUAUUUUUUUGCCCAUUAUAAUAAAACCAAAUCUUUAAUGAACAAACUGGAAGAAGAACUAAAUUUUUCAUGGAGUGAAAUGUUUUUGAAUUGAAAAGACUUUUUCAUUUAAUAUUUCAUCCUGUUACAUUUCCUUAGAUUUUUCUUUCAAUAUGGUCAAAAUAUUUAUUCAGAAAAGUGACGUAACUAUAAGGUUUCUUAUUCCAGUGAUUCUAGACUAAAAGUGUUUUGAGUUAGCAGAUGCUACAUAUGAUUUGAGAAUUUUCUGUUGUUCAAACCCAGUCUUGCUGUGAUAUGUAUAGUAUAUCAUUUAAUCCUUUAAAUAUAUCAUAAAUCCACAUUGCCGCAAGUGAAAAAAAUGCCUUUUAAAAGGGGCAUUCCUUGGUUAUUAAAAUCUCAUGAGGGAAUGCUUAACAGUUCUGAUUAAAAAAAAAAAAAAAAUUAUGCUAAAGUUGUCUUUUAAAAGCACUGUAUUAUCUAUUUCUCAAUAUGUAAACCUGGGAAUUUCUUGCAUGUUGAUUGAUGUGGCCAUACUUAAAUGUAAGUUCCUAAAAGUGUAAGUUCAGAGUAUAUUCUCCCAUAGAAAUUGUUAUAUUUGAUAACUUUAACCAUGCAGUCUGUAAUGGAUAAAGUAUCUAAAAUCUCACUUAGAAACACUAAAGAUUAAUGCCAGUUUCUUUUACACAGGCAGUGCAAUUCCAAUCUUGAUAAGCACUUUGACGUUUAUUGGUGGUGUGGCUGGUGGAUCGGGAAUUUUUCAGUAGAUGGCAUUAUUUGUUUUUAACUAGGAUUUGGAAAGAAGCCCCAUAGCACGUAUUUUUGUGUAGUCUAAAGCUACGGACACCCUGAGGAACUUGCUGCUUUUUCUUCCAAAUGCUGCUUAGAUGGUGUUUGAAAUGUGCACAACUCCUAUGUAAACUUGGUGACAAACACCAAAACUAUAGAAAUAAUGAAGUACUGUAUUAUGUUAGCAGUUUUUCCCAUCACAGAUUCCAUUGAGAUUUAUUAAGAAAUGUGUCUUCACACUUUUGGCCAUUAGGUCACCUUUGAUUGGUGCAUGCACAAAUUUUCAGGUAAAAGAAUGCAUGUUUCUCUGCAAUAUACAUAUGAUUUACCUGAGUGAAAUAGGAGAAUUGCAGAUAGUAAACAGGUUCCACUUUAUAUACAGUCCUAAUUUUAAGUUUGCUUUUGAAAUGCAGUAUUAAGGUAAAAUGAUAUCUUGUCCUCUGUUCGUUUGAAAUUUUGUUACAUUAUAGUCAAAUCCAAGUGUACCUUGAACAGUGCGCGACUUCAUGGCCUGCCUACAUGGGGAAAUUGGUUUGGAGUAGGCUAGGGUGUGAAUUUACAGAGCACCAGCUAUUUUGUACUCGCCGCCAGGGUGGGCGCUCAUGGUCUGUACAAAGACUACCCGCUGAAGUGCAUUAAGGGGCGCCUGGCCAGCAGGGAGUGUGGAAUAGCUAGUGCGCUGUAAACUUUUUCUCAUCUUACUGUGAUAAUGUCCCUUGUGGGCAAGCCCUUAAGUAAACUAGGAGCCAGUGCUUUCAUUUCAGUAGGCCACUGGAAGCGGUGUUGAUGCGCCAUUUUACAAAAAAUCUUCAUGAAAAUCCUUCCCACUGUGAUAGAACGUUAUUGGGAAUUGGAGGAAGCACAAGGGAUUGUAAAAUGGCCAGAAAGAUAAAAUGUAAGAGAAGACAAGCCUUGCCUCUAACAGCCAUCUAGGCAGCUUGUGACUUCCUUUAAAAAGAAAGAAACAUUUUGCAGUUAAUGGCAGUACCAUGCACUCUGCUACAGCUCUGCUGUUUUAAAAACCAGACCAAAUCCUGGGACGCUUAGUAUCUGCCUUGUGCUUUUCUUCCCAGUCGACUCUCCUGAUGCAUUCGAGUUUUGGCUUUGUUCAUCAUUACUGUUCUUCUGAUGUGCUAUAAAAUAACACGUUUAGGCUAAUGAACCUCACUGUUUUCAGAACUCGAAAGGCUUUAAAAGAAUCCCGACUUGAGUUCUGGAAACUCUGCUAGUGCUGCGUUUGGCCUUUUCGAUUAGCAAAAGGUGCAAGUAAUUGGCCUUUUUGCUGUCCAUGUAUACCAGUAGUAGUCUCUCCAAAUAGCAUAAGUAAAGAUUUACAGAUACCGAAUUGUACCUGGCUGCCAAGUCCUGCUGUAUUGGCUUAACUGUUUAAAAAAAAACAAAACAAAACUUUUUUUUUUUUUGAUUUCUUGGCAUUGGUGAAAUAUUCCCCAUAUCAUUGGUCCCAGAAGUGUAUGCUCACCUAGUGCAGUCUGUGGUUCUUCAUUUCAGACUUUUCCCUGUUUGCAUCUGGCCUUUUCUGGGAGAAAUUCCUUGGUAAAUUUGCCCCUUGAAUCACUUUUGUUUUAGUAGGUUUAUACACAGCCUAACUGUAGUGGUCCCAAGCUAAGCUGUAAGUGAACUCUUGCGAGGUUCCAGCAAGUCGUAACCUGACGCAUUGAAACAAAAGUUAAAGAGUCUUGUUGCAUUGUUUAUUUUUGAUCAGAUAACUUCCUUUGUGAGCUUUGCUUUCUAAACAGGUAUCAGUCUUUUUUAAAGAACAGCUGCAUUGGGUAUCUGUCACCAAAACUGCACUUUUUCUUCCUGGAACUGUUUUACAUGCUGUAGUUGAAGGACCUCCUGCUUUCCUUCCUUCAGUCCAUGAAUAGUAGUGGGCUUACUUUUUAGCAAGGCGACAGGCAUGUAUCUUGAAUAGCAACUACUUGAUAUCCUUUAUAUCUCCACUUGCCCACGAACUUGCAGCAUGCUUCAGUCACUUCGCUUGGACCCUCAAUCCAUCUUGUCAGGAUAGAUGCAGGCUCUUCAUUUUUCACUUCCAUAUAUAGCCUGUUGGUUACAUAUUUUGCUGGUAGUACCAUUGAAUCCCUCAGUAAUGGCCACACCUGAGGGAGUAACAGAUUACUUCUAGAACUGCAGCCAGUUACUACGAUGCUCCCAUUUGUAACAUUUGGAUUUUUUAGCACUCUAGUGGCAGUUGUUGUCUAAACUUACUUGCAUCUGGUCUCUUUUCCAAUAUUGGAUGAAAGCAUAGUGUCUACCAUUCCCUGCAAGGACUCUUGUUUCCCUAGUGCAAAGUCCACUGCUGGCAAUGGAUGCCCUAGGAGCCACUGGCACAAAGGAUUUGAUUUCACAGAAAAGUAUUUUUACCCACCUGGAAUGCAGCUGCUUGCUUUUAAAAGCAAAUGAAAGUACCGGAACUAGUUAUUUGAAAAAUAAUUUUAGACCUUGACAACACAAAUUCACUGUUCUCUCCUGUUUUACCUCCAUUUUUAUUUUUUCCCCCCAAAAAUGUCUUCUCUGUAACUAACCUGUUUUAUUCUCCUGGUUUCUCUUUGCUGGUGUUUAUGGAUAAUCAUUUAUAUGUGCUGUUAAUCAUUGACAAAAGGAUGGUCACUCACCUAUGACAUGCGACCUCUUUUUAACAUGUUUGAAGCUGGUAAUUAGCUUUCAGUUUAAUUUAAAACAAAAAAAAAUACAGAAGUUUUGUAACUAGAAA